This is a messenger RNA of Giardia duodenalis, 768 nucleotides long. RefSeq lists its product as uncharacterized. The record is from RefSeq and is a predicted model, not a curated record. Bases 1 to 768 code for a protein of 255 amino acids. The transcript has a single exon. NCBI's taxonomy places the organism in Eukaryota, Fornicata, Diplomonadida, Hexamitidae.
AUGGAUUCAUACCGCUCUACUGUCUCUACAAAUGGCGGUGAGAACAGGGUAUCUAUCCUAACCGAUAGACUUGUGCGCCUACAGUCAAAGAUAGAGCAAAACAGACUAACUAAGAUAGACGCAAUACAAACAGAGAUCGAGGACUGCGAGGAGCGUUUAGAUGAAGCAGAAGCAUACCGAGAGGACGAAAUGCAGAAAAUAAAGGAGUAUCUGGUCAAGCUUUUCGAACUCAUUGGCAGCGAGAAGAGGGCAAUGGCGUAUGUCCAGGAUAGCAAGACGAUAGAGCUCCGUGAUGUUGAUGACGUUAUGCAGGCGACAAUAGGAGACUUCAAGGUGUCACAAAAGGAGUCCACAUCGAGGAUGACCACUGUCUCGGAAAAAUACUAUGAAGAAAUGGAUACACUCGUUGCGGCCUUAAUUGCAGAGCAGAAUGAGACAUACGCACGAAAUAAGAAAACAAUGGAGACAGAUCUCCUACAGCUGCAGGAGGAAUUAGAGCAGGAGGAGCUCAUGUCUUCCACCAUUCUAUCAGAACUCGAGACGACUGCACGCAAUAGCAUCGCGGAGUUACGCCAACGACUAAAGUCUUUAGAGCAUGAACGCAAGAAGGCUGAAAUACAAAUUAAAAAUCUCAUAGUUGAGGUUCAGUCUCGGCUAGACACCCAGAUUGCCAAAGAGACACAGGAGCGCGAAGAGAUUGAGCAGACCAUGCUGUCUAUUGUAGAACAAACUGCAGUGGGGUAUCUUAACAUGAAUGAUAACGUUUAA